Molecule: messenger RNA, 3013 nt
Organism: Colossoma macropomum (tambaqui)
Lineage: Eukaryota; Metazoa; Chordata; Actinopteri; Characiformes; Serrasalmidae
Product: inactive ubiquitin carboxyl-terminal hydrolase 54-like
Exons: 15
Coding region: 684-2939 (751 amino acids)
Biological process (GO): protein deubiquitination
Molecular function (GO): cysteine-type deubiquitinase activity
Source: RefSeq, a predicted model, not a curated record
GUUGGAUGUUUCGGAAUGUGCGGCGCAGGUUUCGCCCGGGUUCCGCUCGGCUAGCGGCACGGGAGCGCAUCUGGCCGGAGGGAGCGCAUCUGGAGCAAGACGCAAAGGCUUGGAUGAGAGCUAAGGUUCUGUUCUCAUGACUCUGUGUUGAGGAGGAUUGAAGAAGAGCACACUGGCUUGGCUAUCACAAGACUCCCUCACUCCAGGACCAGAGUGAAAUACCAGCACGCACGCAGAUCCCCUGUAAACCAGUACAAGCAAACGGCCCAGUCUUAACCAGGCCACUCAGUGCAACUGACCCCACUUCAUCAUCUCAGGUGGGGUCAGCAGGAUUGUCGUGACAGCCAGGUCCUAAGAGAAGGAACGUCGCUGUCCUCUGCACACCUCCACACAGUUGUUAAUUUCUUGGUUUCUAACUCCAUCUGUACGAGUCCUUCUGACAUAAGCAGGAGGGAGUUGAGCCAUACAUACAGCACUCACAUGGGAGUGACAUAGGAGCCAGUCCAGUACUGACAACUCUGCCUUUUCUCUCUAUAUACACACGUGCACAUUCGUAUUAGUCACACGCUUGCUUGGCCACACCCCCACGCCUGGUUCAGGAUGAUGCCCUCCUCCUCCUGCGUGAUUGGCUGGGGAAGGAAGUGGCCUUGGUGGUGAUUGGCUGAGGCAGCGGAGCUGGACCCAUGUCGUGGAAGCGGAACUACUUUGCUUCGGGCAGCAGCGGGCUGCAGGGGAUGUUCACCCCGCGCACCAUGACCUCCAUCGCUCCCAGCAAAGGACUGAGCAAUGAGCCGGGCCAGAACAGCUGCUUCCUCAACAGCGCGCUGCAGGUACUUUGGCAUCUUGACAUCUUCCGCAGAAGCUUCCGGCAACUGACCACACACAAGUGCAUGGAGGACUCGUGCAUCUUCUGUGCUCUGAAGAGCAUCUUUGCCCAGUUCCAGUUCAGCAGUGAGAAGGUGCUGCCGUCGGAUGCUCUUCGCAGUGCUCUGGCCAAAACCUUCCAGGAUGAGCAGCGCUUCCAGCUGGGCAUCAUGGAUGAUGCUGCUGAGUGCUUUGAGAACCUCUUGAUGCGUAUCCACUUCCAUAUCUCUGAUGAGACUAAAGAGGACAUCUGCACAGCCAAGCACUGCAUCCCUCACCAGAAGUUCGCCAUGACUCUGUUUGAACAGUGUGUGUGUAACAGUUGUGGAGCUACGUCGGACCCUCUCCCCUUCAUUCAGAUGGUACAUUACAUCUCCACCACGUCUCUCUGUAACCAGGCUGUGCGGAUGCUGGAGUGCAGGGAGAAGCCCACACCGGACAUGUUCGGGGAGCUUCUCCGCAAUGCCAGCACUAUGGGAGACCUGCGCAACUGCCCGAGUAACUGUGGAGAAAUGUUGCGAAUCCGCCGGGUUCUGAUGAAUUCUCCUGAAAUCAUCAGCAUCGGCCUGGUUUGGGACUCAGACCACUCGGACCUGGCCGAGGACGUCAUCCAUAGUCUGGGCACCUGUCUGCGUCUGGGGGAUCUGUUCUACAGAGUGACAGACGACCGGGCCAAGCAAUCAGAGCUCUACCUGGUGGGCAUGGUGUGUUACUACGGCAAACACUACUCCACCUUCUUCUUCCAAACCAAGAUACGCAAGUGGAUGUACUUCGAUGACGCACACGUCAAAGAGAUUGGACCCAAGUGGAAGGACGUGGUGUCACGCUGUAUUAAGGGCCACUACCAGCCGCUGCUGCUACUCUAUGCUGACCCCCGGGGGACACCUGUGUCAUCACAGGAUGUGCCCUCAGCUCAGCUGGACCUGCACCAUUGCAGCAAGGCAGGCUACGACAGUGAAGACUCUGGGAGGGAGCCGUCUAUCUCCAGUGACACACGCACAGAUUCUUCCACAGACAGUUACAGUUACAAGCACUCACGCUCGCACCAUGAGUCUAUGGCCUCCCACUUCUCCUCCGACUCUCAGGGAACCGUGGUGUGUAAUCAGGACAGCAGCGGCUCUCAGAACAGCAUGGACUCUGCAGGUGAGGUCCUGAAAGAGCAGUCCACACCUAUGUCCACACCGAGGCCCUCUUCCACAGGACGGCUACAGGACUAUAAGGAGACAGUGAGCAUCAUGAUCCACAGCCGCCCGCUCUCCUCCUCCUCUAGCUCGGGGGUGGGGGGGUCUGAGGCUGGAGCACGGGCCAGAGACUGGGAGGAUGAGAGCACCAGCAGCGAGUCAAAGUCCAGCUCCAGUGGGGGGCGCUACCGGCCAUCUUGGAGGCCCAGGAGAGAAGCCCUGAACAUCGACAGCAUCUUCAGCCGGGACAGGCAGCGGCCAGGAGGCUACAGCUCUUUGGGUGCCUCCCCGCUGCCAGAGGACGCAGCAGCACAGAUUCACGGAGAAGCUGUGUCAGGGCCAGCAGCAGAGGAUCCCACAGCAGGGCAGGCGGGGAACGGGACAGAUGGGGCAGGGGAUGGGUCUAAUCUGGGAGUGGGGCGUCUGGCUGCCCCGCCUGCUCUGAGAGGUGCGGAGCAGCAGCCGCGGCUGAUUCAGAGGAUGGAGAGCGGCUAUGAGAGCAGCGAGAGGAACAGCAACAGUCCCAUCAGUAUGGACAUGCCUCUCAAUGACAACCCCAGCACCAGUGCACCCAGGGAGGCUAGCGGUAAGAGGGCCCUGACUUCAGGGCCGUCAUGGCGCACAGUGCCAAAGUCGAAGAGCAGUAGUGCCAUCCUGCAGGACCUACGAUCCCCUACAUGGAGCAGAAUCCCCACCAGCCUGGGAGAGGGCCGCAGUGAGCUGGACGAGCUGCAGGAGGAGGUGGCUCGCAGAGCGAGGCAGCAGGAGCUCCAGAGGAAGAAGGAGAAGGAGAGAGAGGCAGCCAUGGGCUUCAACCCCAAACCCAGCAAAUUCAUGGACCUGGAUGAACUUCAGCACCAGGUGAACAGCCUGGCCCGGUCCAAAUACUGCUGACAGACAAUCCAGAAGAGGUGUGGGAAGCCAGUCAGGACGCUGCCCUCGGCCUGCCACCUCCUGCCCAGAUGAAG